Strigops habroptila (Kakapo) is the source of this 1852-nucleotide messenger RNA. Its product is annotated as M1-specific T cell receptor alpha chain-like. Gene Ontology annotation, biological process: response to bacterium. The record is from RefSeq and is a predicted model, not a curated record. Lineage: Eukaryota; Metazoa; Chordata; Aves; Psittaciformes; Psittacidae. The coding region runs from base 150 to 974 and encodes 274 amino acids. The transcript is spliced from 5 exons.
UGUUCCAGUGGAAAGCAGAGUGUGAGCAAUGGUGCUUACCACAAAGGCAGCUUUGGGAGCAGGACAAGGCUCUUUGUGAUGCCAGAAAGUGCUUGCUGACCAAGGCAGGACUGCCUGAUGCUCUUAAAGAUUGGUGAGCUCCGGGGAACAUGGACCAUGAGACUGGUUUUUGUUGCCCUUGGUGUAGAUUUCCCACUCUAACAACAAUCCAGGGGAGAACCUGGAGGAACUGUGGGCACAGGCAAAGGGGGUUUGAGGGAUACCUCUUAGUUCUGUCUCCAGCCCUGGCCUUAUGCCACAUGGUCAGACUCUCAACCUCCGCUCCUGCCCUGGGAUCCUUCGGCCUCUUCUCACCCUUCUGCUGCCCCUCCUACAAGGCAUGGCUGGGCAGAGGCUUGGGGACAGAUGCCACUUCUUCAAGUGGCUUGCUGGGCUUUUUGUUAUGGAAGGAAAUGCUGUGUGAUUAUGGCUACGGCUACAACCAGCAAACCUUUGGCUCAGGGACCAGACUGUCUGUCCAGCCCAAUGUUACCCCAUCUCCUUCAGUCUAUAGGCUGAUCUCUAAAGAUGAUGAGGAUUUGGAAAUGUGCCUUAUCACAGAUCAUUCUCCUGAAAAGCUCACUCUUAACUGGGCUGAUAAGGUGACGAAUACUAUUGUGGAGGUGACAACACCUGAGAACAAACAGGAAGCGAGCUACCUGUCAACCUACUGGGCCAAGAAAGAUGAAAUGCUGUGUGGUGCAAAUUAUGACGGAUUUGGAGAACUGGAGGGGAAAGAUCCUGAAAGUGGUUCCAGUGCCUUCUGUGUUACAGGGGUGUCUCUACACUUCAGGACAGAUGAGAAUCUGAACACGAUGUCUUUAUCACAGCUGGGUCUGAAAAUAACUUUAAUGAAAGGAAUAAUUUUUAAUGUCCUGAUGACGAUGCUUAUGUGGAAAAAAAAGAAUGAAAGUAACCAGAUGGUGCAGUCCUGAAGUAUUAAAAAAGCCUGCUGAGGAAUCUUUAUCAGAGCAUCAUCUGCAAGAGGGAACAUAGGCAUUCCUAUUGCAAGAGAUACCACUUGCUGUCUCUGUGUAUCAUGCCAGCCAUUAUAAUCUAAAUUGCUUUAUUUGCAUUGUUCUAAAGCUACUCAAACAUAAGCUUAAAAUUUCCAGCAUUCUGCUUCCCCAGAUGCCUAAUUCAUUUAGCACAACAAUGCCUCUUUUUGCAUGAAGCACAUUUUGAUUUAACUAGAAAUUACCAAACAUCACUAUUAGCUACUUGUGUUAAAAUGACACCCAAUUUCUGUUCUUUGGAGGUGUUGUUUGUUGAAAACUGCAAGUUAAAUAUUACCUGAAUGUGAAUUUUUCAUGUUUUGGUGGCUUUCAAGGAUGCACAUCUUAGAGUGCACACCCAAAGACACAGUUUCAGUUGCAACUGAAGCAAAGGGAGAGUUACUCGGGGUCACCCUGAAUUCAGUGAAAUUCUCACCUCAUUAUUGCAGAACAAAAGAAAGGGGUUUUAGUACUUUUUGGAGUCUAUCUGGCCUUAACAUUUGCAGAAUUUAAACCAGCUUAUGAUUUGGCUUUGCAUUUAGUAAAAAUACAAACUACUUUUGAUCUUUUUGUUUAGUUCUGACAAUCUUUGACAUGGUCUAGGGUGAGGUGUCCCUGCCUAUGGCAAGGGGCUUGGAACUAGUUGAUCUUAAGGUCCUUUCCAACCCAAACCAUUCCGUGAUUCUACGAUUUUAUGAUCUUAGAUUUCCCACUUUAUUUCCAUAAUCAUUGCAUAAAACCAUUCUGAAAUAUGUUCCUGCCCAUGUACAUGCUCCUUGGAAACACUGCAUGCAUGUGAAAAUCUCAUGCUACUAAUG